CCCUUCGCCCGUGACUCCUCCCUCCCCUUCCCGCUCUGUCCCAGGACUGACAUCACGCCCGGGGUUUCCAUCGGACGAGGGGAGGGGAGGGGGUGAAGGAAAGAGGAGGAGGACGUUGUACGGAGCGGCUGCGGCAGCGUGAUGGCGGCGGCGGCCGGGAGGACUUAAAGCAACGGCGUCGCGCGCCCGCUCACCUCGGGCUCGCGGGGUGGUUUUUUUAACCCAUUCUCUUCCCUCCCGUCGCGCUCUUCCCUAUUAAGCCGCUUCUCUCUGUUUCUGCGAGGGCUCGGGCUGCUUCUCCCUCCCUCCCUCCCUUUUUUCCCCCCGGGUAGGCCAAGAGGGAGGGCCAGAGAAGCGGCAGAGGGAAGAGAAGAGAGGGAAGAGAUCCCGGCAGGCCCCGGAGCGCUCCUUCCUUCCUUCCUCCUCGAGGCCCGGCUGCAGCGCUCUCCCCCUCGCUGACUCCUCAGGAGAGGCCCAGGCAGGCCUGGCGGGUAACUUGGGAAAAACAAUUAACCGCUGAAGUUACAUGUGAAAUAUCUGAAGAGCAAGGAAAACGACUCUCUUAAGUGGACUUUUCAUAUCCAGCUUCCAAACUGGAAGAACUUUAUUUAUAUUUUUAUUUUGGUAAAUAUUUACAAUGAAUGGGCACAGUGAUGAAGAAAGUGCAAGGAACAGUAGUGGAGAAUCAAGCCAGUCAGAUGAUGAUUCUGGUUCAGCAUCAGGUUCUGGAUCUGGUUCAAGUUCUGGAAGCAGUAGCAAUGGAAGUAGCAGCCAAUCGGGAAGCAGCGAUUCAGACUCUGGUUCAGAGUCUGGCAGUCAAUCAGAAUCUGAGUCUGAUACAUCUAAGGAAAAGAAAGUCCAGGCUAAACCUCCAAAGGUUGAUGGAGCUGAGUUUUGGAAAUCAAACCCAAGUAUUCUGGCUGUACAGAGAUCAGCAAUGCUCAGGAAACAGCAGCAGCAGCAGCAGCAGUCAAAAGCAGCAUCCUCAAACAGUGGCUCAGAAGAGGAUUCAUCAAGUAGUGAAGAUUCUGCCGAUGACUCAUCCAGUGAAAUCAAGAGGAAGAAACAUAAAGAUGAAGACUGGCAAAUGUCUGGGUCAGGGUCUGUCUCUGGAACUGCUUCAGAUUCUGAUUUGGAAGAAAGCAGAGAUAAAAGCAGUUGUGAAGAGAGCGAAUCUGACUAUGAGCCAAAAAACAAAGUCAAGAGCAGGAAGCCUCCAAGCAGAAUAAAGCAAAAAAGUGGAAAGAAAAGUGGGGGGCAGAAGAAAAGGCAGCUUGACUCAUCAGAUGACGACGAUGACGAUUAUGAUAAAAGAGGAUCUCGCCGCCAGGCAACAGUAAAUGUUAGUUACAAAGAAGCUGAAGAAGCAAAGACAGAUUCAGAUGAUCUGCUGGAAGUCUGUGGAGAAGAUGUCCCACAACCUGAAGAAGAUGAAUUUGAGACAAUUGAAAAAUUUAUGGAUAGCCGCAUUGGACGAAAAGGAGCAACUGGUGCUACAACCACUAUCUAUGCAGUUGAAGCUGAUGGAGAUCCAAAUGCAGGAUUUGAUAAAGCAACAGAACCUGGUGACGUGCAGUACUUGAUUAAAUGGAAAGGUUGGUCUCACAUCCAUAACACUUGGGAAACUGAAGAAACCCUGAAACAGCAGAACGUUAAAGGAAUGAAGAAACUGGACAACUAUAAGAAAAAGGAUCAAGAAACAAAACGGUGGUUAAAAAAUGCUUCUCCAGAAGAUGUGGAAUAUUAUAACUGCCAGCAAGAACUCACAGAUGAUUUGCACAAACAGUAUCAAAUAGUAGAAAGAAUAAUUGCUCAUUCAAAUCAGAAGUCAGCAGCAGGUUAUCCAGAUUAUUAUUGUAAAUGGCAGGGUCUCCCUUACUCAGAAUGCAGCUGGGAAGAUGGUGCUCUCAUUGCAAAAAAAUUCCAGUCACGCAUUGACGAGUAUUUUAGCAGAAAUCAAUCCAAGACAACUCCUUUUAAGGACUGUAAGGUUUUAAAGCAGAGGCCAAGGUUUGUGGCCCUCAAGAAACAACCAUCUUACAUUGGAGGGCAUGAAGGUUUAGAGCUAAGAGAUUAUCAGUUAAAUGGACUGAACUGGUUAGCUCACUCUUGGUGCAAGAGCAACAGUUGCAUUCUUGCAGAUGAAAUGGGCUUGGGCAAAACGAUACAAACUAUCUCCUUUCUGAAUUAUUUGUUUCAUGAACACCAGUUAUAUGGACCUUUCUUGCUGGUAGUACCACUUUCCACUUUGACAUCUUGGCAAAGAGAAAUCGAGAUAUGGGCUCCCCAGAUGAAUGCUGUAGUUUAUCUGGGGGAUAUUACUAGCAGAAAUGUGAUAAGAACACAUGAAUGGAUGCAUCUGCAGACCAAAAGAUUGAAAUUUAACAUCCUUCUGACAACUUACGAAAUUUUACUGAAGGAUAAGUCAUUCCUUGGUGGUCUGAACUGGGCAUUUAUUGGAGUAGAUGAAGCCCAUCGAUUAAAAAAUGAUGAUUCCCUCCUGUACAAGACGUUAAUAGACUUCAAGUCCAAUCAUCGUCUCCUUAUCACUGGAACACCUCUGCAAAACUCCCUGAAAGAGCUUUGGUCCUUGCUGCACUUCAUCAUGCCAGAUAAGUUUUCUUCUUGGGAAGAUUUUGAAGAGGAACAUGGGAAAGGAAGGGAAUUUGGCUAUGCAAGUCUUCACAAAGAACUCGAACCAUUUCUAUUAAGGAGAGUUAAGAAGGACGUAGAAAAAUCCCUUCCUGCCAAGGUUGAACAAAUUUUAAGAAUGGAGAUGAGUGCAUUGCAAAAGCAAUAUUAUAAGUGGAUUUUAACUAGGAAUUACAAAGCCUUAAGUAAAGGUUCAAAGGGCAGUACCUCAGGCUUUCUGAAUGUCAUGAUGGAGCUCAAAAAGUGUUGCAAUCAUUGCUACCUCAUUAAACCACCAGAUGAUAAUGAAUUCUAUAUUAAACAGGAGGCCUUACAGAAUUUAAUCCGGAGUAGUGGGAAGCUCAUUCUUUUAGACAAGCUGCUGAUUCGCUUACGAGAACGUGGCAGCAGAGUGCUUAUAUUUUCUCAAAUGGUGCGGAUGCUGGACAUCCUUGCUGAAUAUUUGAAAUAUCGUCAGUUUCCCUUUCAGAGGCUAGAUGGGUCAAUAAAAGGAGAACUGAGGAAACAAGCACUGGACCAUUUUAAUGCAGAAGGUUCUGAGGACUUCUGCUUUUUACUGUCUACCAGAGCUGGAGGUCUAGGUAUAAACUUGGCAUCUGCAGAUACUGUUGUUAUAUUUGAUUCUGACUGGAACCCUCAGAAUGAUCUGCAAGCACAGGCUAGAGCUCAUAGGAUUGGGCAGAAGAAACAGGUAAACAUUUAUCGGCUAGUCACUAAAGGAUCUGUAGAGGAAGAUAUCCUGGAAAGAGCCAAGAAGAAAAUGGUUUUAGAUCACCUUGUCAUUCAGAGAAUGGACACUACAGGAAAGACUGUGCUGCAUACAGGUUCUGCACCUUCUAGCUCUACUCCUUUUAACAAAGAGGAGCUGUCAGCUAUUUUAAAGUUUGGUGCUGAGGAACUUUUUAAGGAACUGGAAGGUGAAGAACAGGAACCACAAGAAAUGGACAUAGAUGAAAUCUUGAAGAGGGCUGAAACACGGGAAAAUGAAACUGGCCCAUUAAGUGUAGGAGAUGAAUUGCUUUCCCAAUUUAAGGUGGCGAAUUUCUCCAAUAUGGAUGAAGAUGACAUUGAACUGGAGCCUGAACAAAAUUCAAGGAACUGGGAAGAAAUCAUUCCAGAGGUCCAUAGGAGAAGAUUGGAAGAAGAGGAAAGGCAAAAGGAACUAGAAGAAAUUUAUAUGCUACCCAGAAUGAGAAACUGUGCAAAACAGAUCAGCUUCAAUGGAAAUGAAGGCAGACGUAGUAGAAACAGAAGGUAUUCUGGAUCAGAUAGUGACUCUAUCUCAGAAAGAAAACGACCCAAAAAACGUGGAAGACCACGGACUAUUCCACGGGAAAACAUUAAAGGAUUUAGUGAUGCAGAGAUUCGGCGGUUUAUCAAGAGUUACAAGAAAUUUGGGGGACCUCUUGAAAGGUUAGAUGCCAUAGCAAGAGAUGCCGAAUUAGUCGAUAAAUCUGAGACAGACCUCAGACGGCUUGGAGAGCUGGUACAUAAUGGAUGUAUCAAGGCUUUAAAGGACAUCUCAUCUGCACAAGAAAGAGCAGGGGGCAGACUUGGAAAAGUUAAAGGCCCUACGUUCCGAAUAUCGGGAGUGCAGGUAAAUGCAAAACUAGUCAUCUCACAUGAAGAAGAGCUGGAACCGUUGCAUAGAUCCAUUCCUUCCGAUCCAGAGGAAAGGAAGAGAUACACCGUUCCUUGUCACACUAAGGCUGCUCAUUUUGAUAUAGACUGGGGCAAGGAAGAUGACUCUAAUCUUCUAAUAGGCAUCUAUGAAUAUGGAUAUGGUAGUUGGGAAAUGAUCAAAAUGGACCCAGAUCUCAACUUGACACACAAGAUUCUACCAGAUGAUCCAGAUAAGAAACCCCAAGCCAAACAGUUGCAGACCCGUGCGGACUACCUCAUAAAAUUACUCAGUAAGGAUCUUGCAAGGAAGGAAGCACAAAGACUAUCUGGGGCAGGAGGCUCAAAAAGAAGGAAAAUGAGAACUAAGAAGAGUAAGACCAUAAAAGCAGCAAAAAUUAAGGAGGAGACAAAGAGUGAUACAUCACCACCACCUUCAGAUAAGUCUGAGGAAGAAGAAGAGGAAGAUAGUAAGGAUGAAAUGGCUGCAGUAAAACAUCCAAGCAAAAAGAUAAAAGUAGAAAAAGAAAAUGAAGAAAAAUCUGAUGCAGAUAUUGUCCUGAAGAAGGAGGCUGAUGACAAAAGAGAGGCCAAGGAAAACAAGAGGGAGCUGAAAAGGGAGAGAAAAGAAAAAGAGGACAAAAAAGAAUUCAGGGAAAAAGAUGCAAAAGAGAAGAAGGAAAGUAAAGCAAAAGAGUACAUGCAGAGAGAGAAAGAAGUAAAAGAAGAGAAGAUGAAUGAGUCCAAAUCUGAAAGCAAAGACAAAAGCAAGAAAUCUCCUUCGGCAGACACACCUGUUCAUAUAACAGCAAGUAGUGAGCCAGUUCCUAUAUCUGAAGAAUCUGAAGAACUGGAUCAGAAGACAUUCAGUAUUUGUAAAGAACGAAUGAGGCCUGUCAAAGCAGCAUUGAAACAGCUGGAUAGACCAGAGAAAGGACUUUCAGAAAGGGAACAACUGGAACAUACUAGACAGUGUCUUAUCAAAAUUGGAGAUCAUAUUACGGAGUGUCUAAAAGAGUACACAAAUCCUGAACAAAUAAAGCAGUGGCGAAAAAACCUGUGGAUUUUUGUUUCCAAGUUUACAGAAUUUGAUGCCAGAAAGCUACACAAAUUGUACAAACAUGCAAUUAAAAAACGCCAAGAAACACAGCAGCACAAUGACCAGAAUAUCAGCAGCAGUGUGAAUACACCUUUGAUUAGAAAUCCAGCAGAUGUGGAACGCCUAAAAGAGAAUACGAAUCAUGACGAUAGUAGCAGAGACAGCUAUUCCUCUGACAGACACUUAUCACAAUAUCACGAUCAUCACAAAGACAGACUUCACAGUGAUACCUACAAGAAAAGUGACUCUAGGAAAAGGCCUUAUUCCACCUUCAGCAAUGGAAAAGAUCAUAGAGAUUGGGAUCACUAUAAACAGGAUAGCAGAUACUACAGUGAUGGAAAGCACAGAAAGCUAGAUGACCAUAGGAACAGAGAUCACAGGUCCAGUCUGGAAGGAAGCUUAAAAGACAGUCGGUCACACUCAGAUCAUCGGAUACACUUAGACCAUCGAUCCAGUUCAGACUACAGCCAUCAUAAAUCUUCGAGGGACUAUAGGUAUCACUCGGACUGGCAAAUGGACCACAGAGCUUCCAGCAGCGGUCCUAGGUCACCAUUAGAUCAGAGAGCUUAUGACUCCAGAUCUCCCUUAGGGCACAGAUCUCCUUUUGAACAUUCAUCAGAUCACAAAAGUACACCGGAACACAUGUGGAGUAGCCGGAAGACAUAGCAAAGACUAACAUUUCCUGGACUUUCCCCCCGCCCCCCAAUACACAAUAAACUAACACAGCAAUUGCCUUACAUGACUUGAAAGACAUGGACCGUAUGUGCUAUGAGUAGCAGUAUUGUUACUACUUUCCAGUAUGCUAGGUCUAUUAUCCCAACAGAAGAGAAAAUAUUUUUGUAUUUAAAGUUUUAAUGCUGCACUGUGCUACAAAUGUUGUAGUGCAUUUUUUUAAAGAAAAUAUGUUUACUUUUUACAGGGACCUCAACACUGCCCCACUCAGACUGGAUCUUAAUCUGAACUCCUCCUCAUCGAAGUGGUUUUAUUUUGAACACAAUUUAAAUUAUGUUUUUAGAUGAGCAUUUACAUGUUGACCUGUGAUCAUAUUUCAGGAAAGAAUCAAGAGGUUGUUUUUUUUAAAAAAAAUAAAGAUUCAAGGACUCUGUUCACUUUCCAAAGCUACUUGUUUACAUUGUACACUGCGACCACCUUGCCGCUUUUUCAUCACAAGCUUGAAUAUUUAAAUUCUGUACCUACAAUUGUAAAAUAGCCACAUGUUCCCCAGUUUGAUCAGUUGUAAUGCCCUUUUGCAAAAUGGCUGUAAAUUAUUGUAAAUUAAUUAAUUAAGCUCCUCCUCCUCCCCCCAGACAUUUCCGUUCAGACUUGGCCUACCUUCCUCAAAUGUGAAAAAAUAUUAAUUUCUAAAAUAAAAUAUCUGAUGCGGAGUCAUUGUUCAGACUAAAACUGAGAAAAAGUAACCUCUUUACCAUAGCUAUAUAAUAAGAUAUUUUAUUUAAAUUAUUGGUUCGCCUUUAAAAAACUAAGAUUCUGCUUCUUUGAUGUUGUACUGUGAGAACUUCGAGUGAUGCUUGGAUUUUGUUUUUAUAACAUAAACAAAUCUCACUAAGUGAGCAUGGAUUUGAAGAUUGCACAUGCAUAGUCAUUUCAAUUAAUGUUUAAACAUUGGCCAUCACAAUUUCAAUUAGUUUGAGAUAAUUCAUUUUAGCAAGACUAAGCAGUACAUAGUUCCUUUAGAUUUCUAUUUCUGCUGUUCCCCAAGGACUGAGAUUGACAACUUGUUCAGUACCAAAAUUCAACUUUGAAAUGUAUGCUGAAUCAGAGGACCCUAGCUGAUGUUUUUACUUUACCCUCGGUAUCAAUUUAUAAAUAUGCUUUCUGGUUUGAUACAGCAAUUUUACUGUAUUCAUGCUACUUAAAGGUCAACUGAAUAUUUAAAAGCAUAUGUAGUCACCAUAGUAGUAAUCUUCUAAAGCACUACGGAAGUGAGUAAUUUCGCUUACUGCCUUUUGAACUGGGCAAUUUCUUGGGUGCUGUUUUCAGGGCUCUGUUCAUUGCUACAGUUCAGCUUGCAUGGAAAGGUUUUUUCGAUUAUCCAUAAUUUUAAUUCUAAAUGUUUCAGUUUAAAGAAUUAAAUUAGGGCACUAAUUCAACCAAAGGGGGUGUAGCAGCUAGGGCUGUGUGUGGCUUUCUUUAAAAAAAACAUUCAAGGGUUAAAACAACCACUUGUGCACAGCCCCCAAAUACUGGAUCAGGCCAAGGAACUGUUAUCUGCACGCUGCUUCCUGUAUGCAUAUGGUCCCAGAUGACAUGGAUGCUUACCAUUAUGGAACAGGCACGUUCCAGAAUUAACUUACCGGAGCAAGAAGAAGACUACACCCCAGAUGUUUCACUACUAUGCUAUAAAUAUGGAGACUCAAGCAAAGAGGCGGGGGGGGGGGGUUCCCUGCUUCUAAUUCUGGAAGACAGUGACCAAGUCCUGGCAGAUGAGUAUUUUGAGUUUUGUUCUGGACGGCUUGUGUUUACAUCCUUGCUGAAUUAUGAAUAUACUGAAUAGUCUUGGGCCCUUUCAAGUUCAUGCUUGUGAAAUAGGAGUAAGAGUGACACUAGAAGCUCAUGAAGUUGAGAAAUGCUGUAUGAAGGGUUUAGCAGGGGUGCUGUGCCAGCUAUAUAGUGAAUAUAAGAUGACAUACCAUCCUCAGUUGUCCCUGUGUUUUAAUGCACAUGGAGUAUGUGUAUGCAGCAAACUGGAUUCAGAAUGUUCCGUCAAGCUACUGAAGGGGUUUGGCUUCUUCUACUGCUGAUGCAUUUUAAUUUAACUGCUGAUUUAGUGAGGGAGUCGCCUCAUUCAGUUCCUCAGCCACUGCUGAUGAGAUGGAUGGAAUUUCUUGAGUGCUUAAAGCCUGAAAAUAUUUGUCAUUAGCUGAGACUAAUGGGCAAAUCUUGACUUAUUCAGACUCAAAAUUCCUACGUCUUGGAUUCACAGGUUCUUGCAAGCCGCUGUUUUUCACUGACCUGCAGUUUGAUGAGCCAUGAUUGUGUUGGCAACAGGUGAACUUUGGUAAAUUCAGCACCGAUUCAGUCACAGAUUCAGCAACCUGACGGGGGGGGACCGGGAUAUCGAAAUGAUUUAUUCCAAGUGAAACCAUGAACAAAGAAAAGCUACAAAGAAAAGCAUAAAACCAACUGAGGUGCGUAAUUUUGAAGUCAAUUUUAUCUAUACUCCUUGAAUGGAGAGGACAGGAUGUUUGGGGAGUUCACUGAAGGCGAGCAGUUACACAAGGAAUUGGCUGCAGGAGGGUUUGUCGGAUGGUACCAAGAAUUCUCCAUCUCUUGGGAGAAUGGAUGAAACUAGCCCAGGCUAACUUGCUUGUAGUGUCACAAGCAGAACAGCAGGUGGCGGUAGUGAUAGGGCAGUUAAGCUGUGGCUUGCCAUCUUUGAAAUGCUGGGGGAAGAGCAUUUUAUUUGCCUAAACCUUUAAAGACUUUUCUACUUGUUUUCAUAAUUUUUCUACUUGUUUUCAUAAUUUUGUUGAUUUUAAAUUCUUACGUUGCUCUGGGAGUCCGAGCCAAAAAGCUGGUUGUUAUGAUUUGGCAACAAUGCAAACUUUGGAUGGUAGCGCUGUGAUUAUUGCAAAGUGAAAUUGGAGAUUCCCCGGGAGAUCUUGCGAUCUUUAAGAAUGUGAAGGAAUCCAAUGUUCUUGCUGAGCAGAAUGCAGUUGGACAGAGUCAAAAACAACAGGAGUCACAGAUGUGUUAAAGCAUGCAUUACAUCGAACUAUAAAUGGACGUUGGGGAAAUGAUCUGAAUUGCUACAAAUGUUUUAGAACCAAUGGCCUAUCUC
Zootoca vivipara (common lizard) is the source of this 9173-nucleotide messenger RNA. RefSeq names its product chromodomain helicase DNA binding protein 1 (gene CHD1). Gene Ontology annotation, biological process: nucleosome organization. Gene Ontology annotation, cellular component: chromatin; nucleus. Gene Ontology annotation, molecular function: ATP binding; ATP-dependent chromatin remodeler activity; histone binding. Lineage: Eukaryota; Metazoa; Chordata; Lepidosauria; Squamata; Lacertidae. The record is from RefSeq and is a predicted model, not a curated record.